Molecule: messenger RNA, 657 nt
Organism: Didymodactylos carnosus
Lineage: Eukaryota; Metazoa; Rotifera; Eurotatoria; Philodinida; Philodinidae
Source: the annotation of a GenBank genome assembly
AUGGGUAUAGGGCAUUUUCAGAAAAAUUGUCCACAAAAAGACCAGAUUACGUGCAAAACAUGUGGGGAAAAAUAUGAAAAUACAGAAGAACACGAAUGCUCUGGAGAAGUAAAAUGUAUUCAUUGCUCACAAAAUCAUCGAUCGAAUGCUACAAAAUGUCCAGUAAUAAAAGAUUACAAAUCUGCGUUAACUAAAUCGUUACUGACAAAUCGUGGUAAUAACAAUAGUAAUAAUGCUAAUGCUCUUUCUACAGCGAAUUUUCCACCACUACUAUAUUCAGUACCUCCUCAGAGUAUGACAACUACUCGAGCUCCAUGGGCAUUACCCUCUCAACCAUUAGAUGAAUUAGUUUCUAUGAUCACUAAACAGAUUUCGGAGGAAGCUGAAAAGACGAGAGAGAGUUUUGAGAAAUUCAAGAAAGAAAUGGUUAAGAGAGAUGAAGAAAAGAAUCAGAAAAUAGCCAUACUGGAAGCAAAAGUAGAAAAUUUGGAAGCGAAGUUAGUUCAGUUGGCUGAUAAUCAUACAACUGAUAUAGGAGAAAUCGCAUUCUUUAUUCUAAAUGUAAUUGGACAACUCCCACAUAAAAAAGACGGCAAGACAGCUAAUAAUAUUCAACAUUUAAUGCGGAAAUACCAGUUAAAUGUGAACACUAGCUAA